ACAACUGCAAACCCAACGCCACCAUUUUUUCUCUAUCAUCCAUCUCGUCUCAUUUUUUUUUUUUUUUUUUUUGAUAAAUCCAUCUCGUCUCCUCACUGUCUAUUUUUUGGUAAGCAGUGCUAGCGCUUGCGUCUUACAAUUUCCAUCCAUUGUUAAAAGCAGUCGUCUCUUUUUUAUUUUUUUGAAUUGAUUCAGUCGUACCAUCCCUCCUUUUCCAAAGGGCGAACCACCGAGUACUAGCUACUACUCGGGAUUAUAAGUCAUACAUCAACACAGAAACCGCGUUCCCCUUCUUCCUCAACCUUUCCCUCGAACGGAAGAACUUUUUUAGUUUUACUCACUCUAUGUUGUCUCCCUCUCCAUCGCUAUCGGCAAAUCUCCUCCCCAGAUUCUCUUUUUCUUCUUCUUCUCUUCACUUCCCUUUUCGAUCCCGAAUCUGUUGUAGAAGAUUGUUUUCCACUUGAUCUCAGGGAUGUCACUGGCUUAAUCGGGUAUCGUAUCGGUUCCUUCCAACCUCAAUGGCUGAAAACGGAGAAGACAAACUCAUAGCCUUUGCUAGCCACAUCGCCAAGUCUCUAGGGCAGACCGACACCAUGGCCGAUGACUUCCUCCAGAUGUUCUCCAACUUCGACGGCCGCUUCUCCCGGGACAAAUUCUCCGAUGAUCCCCGAAGCUACGCUGCCUUGGACCAGACUCUCAAAUCGCUUCACCUGCGGAUCUCCCGGUAUGUGUCCUCUGACCACCACCACCAACGGCCCAUCUGGUCCGAUUCUGCUGAUGCUGCCGCCUUCCUCGACGCCGUAGAUGAAGUACUCUCCACCAUUAGGGAUUGGGAUUCCUUGGCCUUCGAGAAACCCGUCGCCUCCUGCUUAGAUCGUCUCGACGAACUCCUCCAGCAGUCCAUGUUUCGCCUUGAAGAUGAGUUCCGAUUGCUAAUCAAAUGGAGCGCAGAGGCGUUUGACCUCAGUCGACCAUGCGAAAAUUUUGAUAUCACUGGGACUCGGAAUUUCUCGUUCGACUCCGACUCCGACGACAACGACGAUGAAGAUGGGUACAGUGACCCCAACGGAGAGGGAGAGGAGAGUAUUCCCAUCGCCCACCCGGUCUCAGAUUACGAUGUCUUGAUUGAUGCGCUUCCCUCGGGGACCAUCAACGAUCUCCACGAAAUUUCUAAGCGAAUGGUUGCCGCUGGGUUUGGCAAGGAGUGCUCCCAUGUCUACAGUAGCUGCCGAAGAGACUUCUUGGAUGAGAGCGUCUCCAGGUUAGGGCUUCAGAAGCUGAGCAUCGAAGAGGUUCAGAAAAUGGAGUGGUCGGAACUCGAAGACGAGAUCGAGCGUUGGAUCAAGGCUUCCAAUGUGGUACUUCGGAUUCUUUUCCCCAGCGAACGGAGACUUUGUGAUCGGGUAUUCUUUGGCCUCUCCUCGGCUGCCGAUCUCUCUUUCAUGGAGGUCUGCAGGGGAUGCACGAUCCAGCUCUUGAAUUUCGCUGACGCGGUUGCCAUUGGGAGCAGAUCCCCCGAACGCCUCUUCAAAAUCGUCGACGUCUUUGAUACCCUAAGGGACCUGAUGCCCGAAUUUGAUGCUCUGUUUUCUGAUCAGUACUGCUUGUUUCUCCGAACUGAAGCGGCCACCAUCUGGAAAAGGCUCGGUGAAGCAAUCAGAGGGAUCUUCAUGGAAUUAGAGAAUCUGAUCAAACGAGAUCCUGCGAAGGCCGCAGUGCCCGGUGGUGGCCUUCAUCCGAUCAAUAGGUACGUGAUGAACUACCUCCGCGCUGCCUGUGGAUCACGCCAGACCCUUGAACAGGCUUUCGAAGAAAACUUUCCCUAUGCGGGAGAUUACAGGAACUAUGAUAACAUCGAUCGCUCAACGUCUUCGCCAUUAUCAGUUCAAAUGGCUUGGAUCAUGGGGCUCCUAGAGAGUAAUUUAGAGGCGAAAUCCAAGAUAUACCUAGACCCGGCUCUAAGCUCUGUUUUCUUGAUGAACAACGGUAGGUACAUCGUUCAGAAGGUGAAAGAUAGCGAAUUGGGUUCUCUGCUUGGUGAAGAUUGGAUUCGUAAACAUACUGCGAGGGUCCGUCAAUGCCAAGUGAACUACCAGAGGAACUCAUGGAGCAAGAUUUUGGCGAUGUUGAAGAUGGAGGGUGGCUCACUUUCGAAGCUCAAGGUCUUCAAUUCGCAGUUUGAGGAGAUAUGCAAAGUGCAGUCAACAUGGGUUGUGGCUGAUGAGCAGCUUCGGAGAGAGCUUAGGAAUUUUGUUGCCGAGAAUCUACUGCCAGCGUAUCAGAACUUCUUAGGAAGUUUGCAGAAUGCUCCUGGAGUAAAGAGGCAUACAGAAAUUGAGGCUCGGAUUAAUGAGUUGUUCCAAGGAAGUAGUGGUGGGUCUGCAGGUAGCCGGAAAUGAGGGAAGGAGACGGGAGACAACUGUUGUAUGUUAAUUUGUUAGGUCUUUUUUUUUUUUUUGUGGGGGUUGGGGGGGUGGGGGGGGGAGUGUGAAAAACAGGGCUUUUACAAUGCUGAGUGAUUGCUGCUUUUGUAUUUGUUUUUGUGUUGCCAAAUAGUUUGUUCAUAACACCA
Messenger RNA from Macadamia integrifolia, 2572 nucleotides. Its product is annotated as exocyst complex component EXO70B1-like. Lineage: Eukaryota; Viridiplantae; Streptophyta; Magnoliopsida; Proteales; Proteaceae. Gene Ontology annotation, cellular component: exocyst. Gene Ontology annotation, biological process: exocytosis. Gene Ontology annotation, molecular function: phosphatidylinositol-4,5-bisphosphate binding. The transcript has a single exon. Bases 519 to 2399 code for a protein of 626 amino acids. The record is from RefSeq and is a predicted model, not a curated record.